AAGAAAUGUGAAAACCUACUGGACGAACGUCGAACGGGAGAAAAUAGUGUACCAUUCAUCCGAUUGCAAAAAUUUGUGCUGUCUCUGUGCUGUUGUUCUGAGUCUCGUGAAUCAAAUUGUGCAGUUGUCUGGAGGAAAAAGUAUUUUUCAUUCGUUUCGGAUAGUGCAAAUUGCUUAACUGUGGUCGCGUUCGACGGUGCAAGCAGGUUGAUCAUUGCAGCCUAAAUUACCUCGCAGGAAGUUAACACAAACGCGAAUGAAAGCAAACAACAAGUGAAGUGGAGUGUUGUGAGGGUGGAAAUGUGAUUAUAAUCGAACGAGAGCGAAAUAAAUACACAACAAAAUGUGAAGAGCCAGUGGAACGAAAUAGAAUAGCAUCGUUCGAGCUAAUCAAGAAAAAAUGUUUGUGUGUUGAAGAAAAUGUGUAUUACAUGUUUAUUAUGAGAAAAAAGAGGGAUAGUGUGUGGAACAGAGUAGUACGAAUUAAGCAUUGUGCACAAACGACAGUUCAAAUGUUUCACGGUUGUCGGCAGAUCAGGUAUUUUGAACGACGACGGCGGAGAACAACAACAGUAGCAGUUACAACGAAGGCGGGAGAAACCACAACGUGCGUGUGUGGUGUGCUCACUCGUGACCCUGUGUGCCCGAAAAGUUGUCUGUAGGUGUAUGUAUCCAGGACUGCACAGUGUGUAGUCUAGCACGCCACACGCGGUCAACUGUGUGUGCGUGUUUGCAUGUGUGUCAAACAUAAAGUAAUAGUGAAAAAGUGUGUAUAUGAGUGUUCGAAGAUCAUUGUGUGUUCAUAAACAUAUACAAAAGUUUUACACGGGAUCUCUAGCAUAACUAAGGCAACAAUAAUAAUUAAAGAGUGCAGUGAGAACUAGAAAUUUCGCACGAAACCAAGAGCACGACAAAAAAUAAAACGACGGGUGGAAUCAUUGAGUUGGGAAAGACGGAUUCUGUAAAACAAUCGCACCACAGCUAGACUGGCUCGGAACGGUGAAGCACGGGGGGCAGAGUCUCCCGAUACGUCACCGGAAGGCGGAGCCACCUGCUGGUGGGCCCCUUGGUCAGCGAUGGGUUGCUUCGGAUCUGCUGGUUCAAAACAGUCGGACUCGAAUAGUUCCGAGGACACAAAAAGCCAGAAACGACGGAGCGAUGCCAUCACGCGACAGCUACAGAAAGAUAAACAGGUUUACAGAGCCACACAUAGACUGUUACUGUUGGGCGCCGGUGAAUCGGGCAAAUCAACAAUAGUGAAACAAAUGAGAAUAUUGCAUGUUAACGGAUUUUCCGACACAGAAAGGAAACAGAAAAUAGAGGAUAUCAAAAAGAACAUCAGAGAUGCCAUAUUGACAAUUACCGGUGCAAUGAGCACACUCACACCUCCUAUUCCAUUAGAAAAACCAGAAAACCAAGCCAGAGUAGACUACAUCCAAGAUUACGCAUCAGGUCCUGACUUCAAUUAUCCACCAGAGUUCUAUGAGAACACAGAAGAAUUAUGGAAAGAUCGCGGUGUUCAGCAGACCUACGAGCGAUCGAAUGAAUACCAAUUAAUUGAUUGUGCUAAAUAUUUUCUGGAUCGUGUUAGUGAAAUCAAACAGCCUAAUUAUACUCCAACCGAGCAGGAUAUACUGAGAUGUCGUGUCUUAACAUCGGGUAUAUUCGAAACUAGGUUUCAAGUUGAUAAGGUUAACUUUCACAUGUUCGAUGUUGGUGGUCAGAGAGACGAACGACGUAAAUGGAUUCAGUGUUUUAACGACGUCACCGCUAUUAUUUUCGUGACAGCGUGCUCUAGCUAUAAUAUGGUUCUGCGGGAGGAUCCAACGCAGAAUCGGUUGAGGGAGUCACUAGAGCUGUUCAAAAGUAUUUGGAAUAAUAGAUGGUUACGAACAAUAUCAGUCAUUUUGUUUUUAAAUAAGCAAGACUUGCUAGCGGAGAAAAUUAAAGCCGGCAAAAGCAAACUUUCCGAAUACUUCAGUGAGUUCAAUCGUUACCAGACACCCGCUGACGCUGUUUGCGAGAUGGGUGAAGAUCCAGAAGUAAUUAGGGCGAAAUAUUUCAUCAGAGAUGAAUUUUUGCGUAUAUCGACAGCCAGUGGUGAUGGCAAACAUUACUGCUAUCCGCACUUUACCUGUGCGGUAGACACGGAAAACAUCAAAAGAGUUUUCAACGAUUGCCGAGACAUCAUACAGAGAAUGCAUCUGCGGCAAUACGAGCUGUUAUAGAUAUACUUAACGAUUUCGAUACAACCUUAUUGUCUCAUAUUAGUUGUGUCUACCGCAAAAAUAUCAAAUCUAGCCAAACUUUACUAAUUUUAUAAUAAAAAUAAAUAUUGAUUAUCAUUAAUCAAACAAAAAAAACGGAAACUUAUACAGUCUAAACCAACAGAGAGUAAGCGGAGGAAAUAAACCAGAGAGAUCCAACACAACUAGACGACACGGUCAAACAUCCGCACUCUCGCCAUAAAGUCGUAUCAAGGACCGCGGUGACAAUGCCGCUCGGACAAGUGUUCAGCGUCACACUAUGGUGGAGUUGGAAUUGCUGGGAGGGUUAACAUGCAGAAGUAGAAGAAUCACUGGUAGCGCUACAAAAUAAGUUUGCGGUGAAGUGGAAACACAACCCAUAAAUGCACACAAAAAAGUAAUGUUUAUGUUAUGAAAAGAGUGGGAUACGAACAAAAUCGAUUCUGUGCAAACGAUACAAAGAAGCAUCGUACGAAGAACAGAAAUCAAGAAAUGAUCAAUGAUGAACAAAGAAAAAAAAACACACACACACACAAACACAAAAUAAUGAAGUAGUCGUCGUCGUUAUUAUUAAUACAAGCAAGCAAAUAUGAUAACAAGAAAAAAGAAAAAACUAACGUUUGAUAAAAUAAGAGCAAAACUAGAUGGUAUGUUUAUAUACAGAACGAAGACGAGAGAGUGAAAGAGAUAGCGAUGAUUCACCGCCAUAUAAAAAUGCGCCAGAAGGGGAAAUACGUGCAAAGAGAAAAAAAAUCGCUUUCGGCGAAAACAGAUUAAAAAAACUAUAUGUGUUGAGUAAGCAUAAAUAGUGGAGCAAAAAAAAUCAUGUCUUUUCACACAAGUGGAGAACAGAGCAGCUGUCUAGAAAGUAGUCUGUGAAAUGUUUUUAAUUUUUGAUUAAUUUUAGUUUUGUGAUGGAAGGAUAGUGAAUAAUGAUAAGCAACUUAACAAUUGACGCGAACACAAACAUACACACAUAAACACAAACACAUACACGCGUACACCUUGAUAACAAACAUUCACGUCGUUUAGAUAUGAUGUAGCGAAGAAAUGAGUCAAAAUGAUUGAUGUUAACUUUAGAGAAAAACUGUUUCUGUUUAGGAGAGUGUUGCUUCUAAAUUCGUCCAAAAAUUAUAACGCGCUGUUGUUGUAGAACUAUUUUCCAGUAUUUUUAAUUAUUGUACCAUGUAUGCACAUUUUACUAUAAUAAUAUAUUUUUGUUUUAGAAAAUUUUAUCUUUCUUGUUGACUUCGCUUUAAAGAGAGAGUGAGAGAGAGAAUGAGAGAGAGAAAGAAAGAGAGAUAAAAUAUGAGAGAAAUGAUUUAUUUUUGUUUAUGUAUUUAAUAAUUUAUGAUGCAGAAUUUUUUAUGUUUAUUCUGUAACAUAUACGUAGUCGAAAGAAAAGAAACUAACAAGACAAACAGUGAAUAGAAAAAUGUAGGCGAAAAGUAGGGUAAAUCUCCAAACUAGUAACUCAUGAAGGAGAGAAAAAAAGUGCAGAGGAAAACAAUCAAGAAGAACGAUUGCUUCAGAUUGCCUAGUUCACACUUUCACACGAUCUGAAUCUCGGAACCGAAAAUAAGGAAGCAAAAAUACGGUAAUGACACGCUGAACGCAUUUCAUUUUUAUCGUAACGUAGAAAAUUUCCAUAAGGUGAAACUUUCAGUAGUAUUCACGUAUACCAUGGUGAUUAUAGAGAAAUAAUUUUGUGGAUGAACCUAGGUCGCCAAAAGCUGACCUCGUUUUAAAAUUACAAAACCAUAUUUUUAAAACUACAUCAUGUAUUAUGUACGCAAAAUUUCUAACUGAAAUUAUAAUAACGAUUCAACAGCAUUGUGUCAUAUAGGUUCUAUGUUACUCACGUGAGACAGUUCCGCUGCAUUGUUUCUACUUUAUUUCUGUGUUACAAUAUUUUUAGUUAUCGGAAUGUCGUCCACAGUAGUCUCGCGUCUUGACAUUAAAGUCUAUCCGAACUUCAUAGAACUGGACAGAGGAGGCACACGUCGCAAAUGUUAAACAAUCACAACACACCUGAGUAGUCUAGGAAGAGUCUUAGAGAGAAAGAACACACCGAAUGAAAGAAAAAGAGAUGUUUAUAUUAUACUGUUAUUUAUUUUAGUCCGCCUGUGCAAAUUGCAGAUUAAUAUUGAAACCGAAACAACCAACCUUUUCCUCUCUCAAUUUCUCCCGAAAAGAAAAGAAUAGAUUCUAAUUGUUAACUAUUCUUUAUAUUUUAUACUGGUAGCAAAUCCUAGAAAAAAAAGGUGGAGAAGCUGCGAAGCCAAUAGAUAAAACACUACACACAAAUGGAACGUCUAACAGAUUGAAUAACUAAAAGUGAACGUAUAUAACUAAGGCAUAUUCAGAGAGAUAUGGCAACAAAAGAACAAGGAGAGGAAAUAGUCAUACUUUUAGAAAACGGGAGAUAGAGAAAGAGAGGUAUAAAAACAGUCGCACAAAUAGAAAAAAAAUAAAUCAAGCAGAAAUGUGAAAAUUGUUUUCAGUUAUUUUUUUUUCUGUUGAUGGGUUAAAUUUUGCAGGUAUUUAUCAUGCCCAUCAUUUUUCAGGUAUUUAUAUUCCCAACGGUGCUAUCGAGUAGACUUUUUCUCGUUGUUAGGUGCUUUCUAUUAGAGUUUAAACAUGCUUUGUAAUGACAUCUGGGCCACCAAAAUGGGAGAAAAAACGUUCUAGAACAACGCUGUCAAUAGUAUUGCAACGCUGUCGCUAGAACAACGCUGUCAACGGUAUUGCAUUGGUGGCAAAUCAAAACAUUGCUUUGUUCUUUAUUCGGAAUUCAGCACUUUAUUCGGAAUUUUUUUUGCUACAGUAGUCAUUCGCUAACUGGACUUUUUUUGACAGGGCGUGUGUUAACUCCCCUGCAGCUCAUUUAUGUAUCAAUAAUAGGCGUCAUAUUUUAUUUGAAGUUUUGCUUUUGCUGUUUUGCAGCCCAGUUAGCCAGUUAGUGAACGAGUACUGUGCUUUUGUAAAAGAGACUUCUGCUAUAAGCUUGGGAGGAUUUGCUUUCAGCGAAAAGCGUGCACAAUAUGUUUAGUUUAGUGUUUCAGUUACAUCUAGCAAUUCAUACAAUCCAUAGCCAAUCAAUAUUGUCGGUAUACAAUGUUUUUGUUCAUUGUAUACCGACAAUAUUGAUUGGCUAUGUUUUUGUUCAUUAUUUAAGCAAUGUUUUUGUUCAUUAUUUAAGAGACUUUACGCUUCUGGGCUGGUUCGUCUCAAACAUAUAUUGUGAUUUUAGUUAAUCAUUGAUCGUUUACAUUUUUAUGUGGUUUUUUCGUUGAUAUGCAUGAGAUACACAGCCCUAUUCUUUAUUCCGACGGAUGUCCGUUUCGUUAGAAACCGAUAUUCCGUUCGAGUUAUAAUUUCGCCUUCCCUAUUUCGAACGUUUUGCCCAUUUAAAGUCCAAAAAAACAGAUCGAACGGAAUGCAAAAACAACUCGUAUGGAAUACAGAAUGGAAUUUUAUCAAGUCGUUCGAAAUAUUUCGAAUCGAUCGAAAUACAGAAUAGGGGUGACACUCUCACCAGCUCACGUCUAGUUUCUUAUGAAUGAAUGCAUUUAUAUCUCACAAGUGGAUACCUACCCUUAGAUUCAAAUUCAAUCUGAUGAUAGAGAUGAUAAAUGAACCGUCUAGGAUCAGCUACACAGACCACGGUAUGCUUGCGAGGUUCUUGUAUUAAAGUCCUGUUCAAUUUAUAAUCGGUAUGCCUUCAUCUGAUAUAUUAGGUUGGGAAAAAUUAAUCCAUUAUUUUCUCGGUAGCUGGCAUUAGUGAUCAAUAUCUCGCGUAAUAUCGAUCCUACAAUUUCAAGUUGAAGCUCGUUGUAAAGGUGACAUUUUACUCUAAAAAAAUCUUUUGCUGUUUUUUGUUUGUUCAAUUCAGUUGUUAUCACCCUGUAGAUAACAAUGGAAGUCAAAGAGGAAAUUCGGUACAUUUCACACUUUUUCAUAAAUAAAGGUACCGAUUUUCAGACAGCAUCUACGCAUCCAGCUGUCAACAGCGUAAUAAUCAUUAUUCGGGUACUCAAAAAAUGUAAAAUAUAUCUUCAAAUAUACCCUAAAAACCCAAAGUACCCGAACACUUCACUUCAUUCCUAGCAUUCGAAAAAAAUCACGAAAAUUCAUUAUUUUGUGACCUUUCGACAGGGGUCGCCCCUUAAUGUUUAGCUUUUCGGUCCUAUUUGAUACUUUCGGUUAAAAGUCCGACACUUAAAACCUUCCCAUUGUGAAUACUUUGAACCGAGUUUGUUCGCCACAUCCACGUUCCUAAGUUCAGAAUUGGUUAUGAAAGUCUCCUGACGUUCUGACGCAUUUGACAGUGGACCGUGCAUCUCCGAUGUCUUCAUUGAAUCUUCAGGAAAUAGACAAACGUUUUAGAACAGCAUGGACGAUGGUUUUAAACAUUUUCAAUUUCUCGACUCGACCAUGUCAGGUAUUCAUAGUUUUGUAGAAUUAAUUCUGUUCUUUUUUUCCCCUACCAGCAAUUUAAGAUAACACGAUUUUUUGAGAAAAUUGCGCAGGAUUUCAAGAAAAGACUGCAAACAAAUUGCUGUUAAAGAUUCCAGAACCGACUAGUGGGAGCGGCCCCGUCCUAGGUGACCAUGUUUUGUUUUUGAUGCCAACAUGUCGAGAACAAAACAGCUGAGAUGAUGAUGAUUUGAAUGCUCUUGGAAAAGAGUACAAUGGAAAAUAAAAUCAUACAUAUACACAGAUUGAGUCUGUUUUGACUCACUCGUUAGUUUGUUUCAUGCGAUCCUUCUAAAUUCAUUCAUUGAAUGUUGUUGUUCAUCGUGCAAUCUCACGAUUGUUUGCUGCAUUCUUUUCGAUUAUUCGAUUAUUCAUAAUUAUUCGAAGUAGAUACAAGAGUGAUUUAUAAUUAGGUGUGGAGAAAUGAGCGAAUGAACCAUACUUGUUUACAUUUAGUUGUCUAUAUAUUCCAUGUGAAGACAUGCUUUUCAGUGAGUUUUUAUUUAUUAUUAAGAGACAGUCGUUUCUUCGAAGCAUGGCUUGACAAUUUUUGAACUAAAAGAUUAAAUUGACCUUUUCACUCCUUCCUUUCUUUUCAGUCAGAGUCAUUUACUAUUGUGUGUAUUCUCUACGCUUACUGAAACAUCGGUUCUUUAAUUUCAUUCUUUUUUGUAGACGUUUUCACUUGACUUUCACUUUCACAUGAAACUGCUCGAAUGAGCUAUAUUCAUUACCAUUUGAACGGACUAUACAGUCAAUCGCAAAAUUGAAUGUACACAUGCUAUUUGAUGAUGCACUAUUUAUUUGUGCAAAAUAUUUUGACUACGUUUCUUCUUUUGAUGCAUAUUAAUAACACGCAUAUUCAACUAACUAUGCGCACAAGAAAAUUUCGUGAAAAGUUUUUUUGCUAAUUAUUUUUCCUGAAAGUUGAAAACAAUCUCUAUUCUAAGCAUUGCAAAAUUGAGUGUAUACCUUAAAUUUCUCCAAACAAAUUAACCUUUUAAGUAAGAUCUUUGCGAAUUACUGUACUUUUUCCGUCAGUGGGUGAUGUCAACACCAAACCACUCCUUGGGCAAUGAUGGUUGUUGUUUUUUGUUAAUGUUUAAAAAAGUUUUUUUUAUCAAAUUGGCAAGUAAGAAGAAAUAAAUAUAUAUUGUUACACGUGCAAUGUUAAUAAGUAAGACUUGUCGAGGAAAAACAUUGCGGGAAAUAGCAGUGGGAAUACGAAGAAACCAUGGACAUAUCCUGGGUAGUGGACGCAAACGGAUCCUGUCUUCUGUCUUCUGAUCUGACUUCCGAGAUAGCCGGCAUCAUUGGAAGACCUGUCUGCGCAAACACUGUCCGUAGAGCAGUAUACAGGAAAAAUCGGAGAGGUCGUGUUGCCCGUAAAAAGUCUUUCAUCCCAAAGGUUAAUAUGAAAAAAACAUUACAGUUUGCUAAGGCAUAUGUAUACAGACAUAAGGAGAUCUGGGAGGCACCUCCGUCUACAGUGACCAGAAAUCUCACCUCGGCGUUUACAGGAAGUUCUGGAUGCCAAAGGAGGGCCAUACCAAAUACUACAGUAUUGAUUUUUGUUAUCUGUUAACAUUUCUGAACUGAUUUAAAUUUUCUUUUUAAGAAGAACUUGAACUGUACACUCAAUUUCGCCACGUCCUAAUUGGAGAUUUUUUGUUUCUACUUUUAUAUAUGAAGUAGAAAUGUGACCAUUUUAAUUUUUUUCUUAUCUCUACAUGAGAGUAAAAUGGAUCGAUUUUACGAAGAAUAUAAGUCGCAUUUAUUAUUUACUUUUUAACCCCGAAGAACUCAAAAAUAACAAACCAGCACGAGGUGUAUACUAACAUUUGGGAUUGAUUAUAUGUCAGGUUUAGUUUCACAUGUGGAAGAAUGAUCGCUGCUUCAUUAGUUUCAGUGAAUACAAUUCGAACUCAAGCGGAAUUCAUGAGUAUAAUAUAGCAUUGUGCAGUGCAUAUUUAUGGAUGUACAUCGGGAGAGACAAGUUAAAGCGUUAUUGUUUUAUUUCGUUUUUACUCCCUAAAGAUGAAGAAAUGAACAUUUUUUCACUAUUCUAACAAUAUAGAAAUUAUAUUUUCAAGGCUCGCAGUAUCGGUUUGCGUUAUGUGGGAAAACAGUCUGCAAUCAAAAUAUAAAAAUACACCAACGGACAACGCUCAAUAGUUAUUAAAAAUAAAUACAACUUUAAAAGCCCUUACUCCGAUUUUCGACAGUAAUUAUUGUCCCAGCCUGCAGGUUAUGCUUAAUUCGCAACAUUCCUGUCGAAAUGUGUGGCCGAGGUCCGACGGAUCGAUUGCUGUAAACGGGCCAUAUGAACGAAAUCGAAUUUCAUUCUUCUUUUAAAAAGUUGAACUACAACCUACUUUCAUGAGUUUUAUGGGCAUUUUGCUAAAAUACUAUGAAACCGUGAUUAUUUUAAACAUAUAAACUCAAUAUUCAACGCCAAUAAUGACGACUUAAUUUUUGUUUACGAAUCGAAAUAUGCUUCGUCUAGUACUCCAUCUGAUACGUAUCACACUGACCGAAGAGAUGCUUCGGCAAGUGACAUUGUAGCUCAUCGGUUAUUGGGAAUAAAUCAGUUAUAAUUUUUUCGAAUUUCUGACUAUAUUCGAUUGAGCCUGACAGUGGUUUUAGUAUGUGAAUAAGUUUGAAAAAAAUGAUUACACUCUCACUUGCUGUGAUAUGAUUCAUUUCCACCAAUCUAAUAUGACAUUUUUGUUGUUUUAUUGUCAGCUAUCAUUGAAAUUAGGCGUCUUUUGAAUCUCCGCGGGUUACGUAUAGUCGAUUUUAGAUUUUUUUUUUUGCAGCGCUAUGUUGGUACUCAUGUCUGUUACUUAUGCUGACAAAUUCGGUCAUUUUCAGCUGCUUUGAUUGCAUGUGUUUUGGCUUGUCCUCGAAUUUUGCUUGGAACAUAAUAAAUAAAUGAAUCUCUAAAAAAUUUGUAAAAAAAAAUUAUAGAGAUUCACAAAAAAGCACGCGUUCGCAUUCCGACUUGUGGGAUAUGGUGACGCUACCUUGAACCGAUGCAACAUUUAUCGGUGUUACAAAAUGUUCUCAGAGGGCCGAGAAGAUGAAAACGACGAAAAGCGCGCCGGAUGUCCGAGCACGUCAAUCACAGAUGAAAACAUUGAUGAAGUGAAGAAAAUAGUAUUGGCCAACCGUCGAAUUACUGUUCGAGAAGUUGCUGAAGAUCUAAACAUAUCGAUUGACUUGUGCCAUUCGAUUUUUACCAAUUAUUUGAGUAGGAGACGAGUCGCCGCGAAAUUAUACCAAAAUGAGGGAUUUUCUAGCGUGAAGGUGAUAAUUUCGGACGCUUUUACGAGCUCUGAACAAAUAAUUCAUUGUUUUGUUUGUUCUUUCUAUCAUUAUUUUAUUAUUUGUUUCUAUAUCUUUUAACAACAAGAAAUAAACGGAAAACAUAUUAAAAAUUAAAAUAGUUACAAGCUGAUGAAGUGAAGAAAUUAAAUAAAAAAAAGUUGUGUCAUGGCGUACAUGACUCCACGAUUCUGAAAAAAAAAACCAAUUGAUUCUUAAUCAGUUGAAUUUUGGUCCGC
This is a messenger RNA of Toxorhynchites rutilus septentrionalis, 10291 nucleotides long. It is a transcript of the gene Galphas, whose product is annotated as guanine nucleotide-binding protein G(s) subunit alpha. The coding region runs from base 1077 to 2228 and encodes 383 amino acids. The record is from RefSeq and is a predicted model, not a curated record. Gene Ontology annotation, cellular component: heterotrimeric G-protein complex. Gene Ontology annotation, molecular function: G protein-coupled receptor binding; GTPase activity; G-protein beta/gamma-subunit complex binding. The transcript has 12 exons. Gene Ontology annotation, biological process: adenylate cyclase-activating dopamine receptor signaling pathway; sensory perception of chemical stimulus. Lineage: Eukaryota; Metazoa; Arthropoda; Insecta; Diptera; Culicidae.